AUGCACGCUUUUGACGAAGAAGCAAGGAAAGCUCUUAAAGAUCGACUGCCGUUUCGUGUUUUCCUCGAUCCGCUUGCUCAAGACUUUGCUGCCGAUUACCUCAGAUCGGCCCAGCAGUUCGUGCAUGGGCAAAUUAGAGACAUUUUCCAGUCAGAAAGCCCAGGCCCAAACAGCCUUCUCCUACAACUCCUCGCUGUUGAGAUAUGGGGAAGACGUAUUUUCAUCGUCUUGGACGUUAAUCACGAUACGUAUGACUGGGAUACGGCGCAUAACACCUUAGAGAACAACCUCCCGGUUUUCCGAUUCAAGCUACACAAAGAUAAAAAGCGCGGGAAUAUUACAAGGGACAAAGCACUCGAUCGGCGGGUGAAUAAUAGGAUUGCAGAACUUCAUCGACUCAACGGCCUCGAUGUUCGCCCACCUUACCUAGCGGAUCACUCUCCGGGGGCAGAUCCGAUACAGUAUAGGGCUCCCCGGAAUACUUGA
Molecule: messenger RNA, 486 nt
Organism: Venustampulla echinocandica
Lineage: Eukaryota; Fungi; Ascomycota; Leotiomycetes; Helotiales; Pleuroascaceae
Exons: 1
Coding region: 1-486 (161 amino acids)
Source: RefSeq, a predicted model, not a curated record